AUGGGCGCGUCCUACAUGGCGGAGGAUGACCGCAAGAGGGCCACAGGCUUUCUCGGUCUCUUCGACGCCGUCGCCGACACAAUAUCGCUCAAAUACGAUGUCACGAGUGCGUUGCGCAUCUCGAAAUAGAGAAGAGCCAUACCUCGGCGGUCGAUGCAGAUGGAUGGAUGUGUGGUUUGCUUCAUUUAGAGCUGGUUCUGGAUGUGGCACCGACAACAGACCAUGUCUACCAUGCCAUCUCUCUGGACGAGCGAGUGGGUGAGUGCAGGUCCAUGCAAGUCGGCACACAGAGAGAGACACAUGUCCGUGUCCUCCGCAAGCUUGUAUCCAGGCAAAGGGGCACUUUCGACGCAUUUUCCAUCGCCUUUAAGCCUUCUGCCUACGAGACGGAAAAGCCAACAUACUCGACGGUGAAGGGACAGGUGAGCAAAGUCCCAUCUAAGAGCGACGCCGCAACUCCAUCGUCCAUCGUGCCGUCAGGAGCCACACAUCGAAAACGUUUGGUUUGAAGGUGAUCACAGUGACGUGGGCGGCGGCUAUCCCGAAGGUGAUCGCCUCGCUUAUCUACCACUCCGGUAAGACGAACAGGGCACACAAGAAACUAUGGCAGCUCUCUGUUGCAUUGACAGUGGCCUGCCUGCCUGCCUGCCUGCCUGCUGCUUACCUGCCGCCUGUCUCUCUCUCUCUCUCUGACUUCGAUCAGGUGGAUGCUGGAAAAAGCUGAGUCUGCGGGCCUCAAGCUGAUUGACAAUUGGCAGAAGCGCAUCCCUACCUACAUGGACCUCCUCACAGCUACAGCGCACGACAAGUCAAGUGAAGCAACAUGGAAAGUGAGUGUGAGCAAUUCCUCGACAACGGUCGAUCAGUGUACUGUGCACUCACUCACUGUGCGCGUAUCGAAUGACUCCAUCGAUGGGAAGGUGCACUCACCUCUCUCUCUCUCUCUCUCUGUGUGUGUGUGUGUGUGUGUGUGUUUCUCGGUGUUUUGUGCAGUCUCAGGUGUCGAAGGCUCCUUUGGUCGAGAAGGCCUGGAACGACAUGAGAAAGCAGGCUGUCGAAACAAGGCCUCGAGGAACCUUCAAAUGCUUUUUCUCCGCCAUGAAUGUCCAAAAGAUCGCAAGACCACUGCUGCAUCGAUUCGUCCUCGACCGCUUCCAUCUCCGGUAGGCACGGAUACACGCAAGCAAUCUGUGCGUGUGCACAUGUCUCUCUCCGUCUUUAUGUGUGCCUGGCCGAUCGAUGCGAUCGAUCAGGAUGGAACUGCCUCGCUCGUUGUGCUGCCAGCACUUUCCCCUUAUCGACAGGCCGCUGUACUCGGACGAGAAAGCCAAUGAGCCAACCGAUCAUGUGGCCAACACGAUCCGCUUCGUCCCGAAGGGGACACGUCCGGACGGUCUCGAGGAAUACGACAUCGAGACCAAGACGACCGGUGGCACACUGAUGAUCUAUCAGGUGCUCUUCACGCCCGCCGAGCCUGUCAGCAUCCCCAUCAAGUUCGCCGAUGACACGUGGCAUGCAGUGUCCAGCUCGCCUACCUGCCAGGCUGACCACUUGCUGUUGGCGUGCUGUGUGACGGAGCGCAUGAGGCCGACGUGCAAUGUGCACGAGCUGCAAGGCGAGAUGGAGAGAUUUCAGAGAGCCACGAGUAAGAGGGAGCAGCUGUGCAAGGCCAGACACCCGUCGAAGUGAUUAAAUGAGACACACGCGAGAACCCACCAGCCAUGCAGCAUGAGAGACACAACAGACUCCUGCGAUCGAUCCUUGGUGUUGUCUGAAUCUGCGUGGGAGAGGCGAGGGGGAGAUUUGAGUGAGUGAGUGAGUGAAAGACGGAGGCUACUUGACUGAGACAGGGGAUGGGAGGCACAUCCCCACACACGAAUGGCAGAGGCGAAGGAAAGAGGAGGAGAGAUGGGCCCACGAGACCAGCCAGGGCCGAUCAGCCAGCUGGUGCACUUGGCUAACGUAUUCCCUACAUGCCUGUCUGCAUGCGUAUGCAUCCACCCGUCUCUCGCCC
Molecule: messenger RNA, 2014 nt
Organism: Vitrella brassicaformis
Lineage: Eukaryota; Vitrellaceae
Source: the annotation of a GenBank genome assembly